Molecule: messenger RNA, 1575 nt
Organism: Spizellomyces punctatus DAOM BR117
Lineage: Eukaryota; Fungi; Chytridiomycota; Chytridiomycetes; Spizellomycetales; Spizellomycetaceae
Exons: 5
Coding region: 112-1434 (440 amino acids)
Cellular component (GO): mitochondrion
Molecular function (GO): FAD binding; sulfide:quinone oxidoreductase activity
Source: RefSeq, a predicted model, not a curated record
CGAGGACGUCCUUGUUUCUGCCAUCCCAUUUGCUCAAGGAGAGAUCUUUGCGAUCUACAGAGUAGCCUUGCUUUUGUUAUAUCAUCAAAGAAGAUAUCUGGAGUCGUCAACAUGCUUUCCUCACUCUCUCGUCCUCUUUCACGGUCAGCACUCCGAGGGUUUGCAACCGUAGCUUCUGCGAACCCUGCUGACAAAUAUAAGGUUGUUGUUGUCGGUGGUGGCUCAGCUGGUAUGGCCGUGACGGCUCAGUUGGCGCGGGAUCCUUUGUUCAAAGGAAAGAAGGACAUUCUUGUUGUGGAUCCCAGCGCGAAGCACUACUAUCAACCUCUAUGGACAUUUGUUGGAGCGGGCUUGAAACCUUUCAGUGACAGUGAGAAGCCCAUGAGCGAGUUGGUGCCCGAGGAGGCCGAGUUGCUUCAAAAGCGUGUGACAAAGAUUGAUCCAGAAAACAAGGUCGUGCUGACCGACGGAAAGGAAAUCAAGUACGAUUUCCUAGUUGUUGCAUCGGGUAUCAAUGUGGACUGGGACAAAAUCCCUGGACUGCAAGAAACGCUGGGAAAAGAUGGUGUCACUAGCAACUACUCUGCGGAAUCUGUGGAGAAGACGAACGAGUUCAUUCGCGCGUUUAAAGGAGGAAACGCCAUAUUUACUCAACCUGCCACGCCCAUCAAAUGUGCGGGGGCCCCUCAAAAGAUCGCUUAUCUUGCCGAAGAGAUUUUUAGACAGAACGGAAUCCGGGAUAAGACGAAUGUCCAGUUCCAUACCGGGAUGGGGAAAAUCUUUGCCAUUGACAAGUAUGCGGCCGAAUUGACAAAGGUCUGCCAAAGUCGUAACAUCGAUGUGAAUCUCCUCUCCAAUCUUGCUGAGAUUCGUCCAGACCGUAAGGAGGCCGUGUUCAAGAACCUGGGUCCUCAAGGAGGGGAGAAGACCAUCAAGUAUGACCUUCUGCACGUGACUCCACCCAUGAGUGCUCCUAAGUUCAUCAAGGAGAGCGGCCUCGCCAAUGCUGACGGAUGGGUCGACGUGAACAAGGAAACAACGCAGCACAAUAAGUACUCCAACAUUUUCGCUCUUGGUGACUCUAGUAGUCUUCCAACAUCAAAGACGGCUGCUGCUGCCGCUGCCCAAUCUGCUGUGACCAGUCACAAUCUUCUUAGCACUAUCAAGGCCGCGAAAGAAACGCCAAGCACAUAUGGUGGAUACACUAGCUGCCCACUAAUUACUGGACGUGGCAAGCUCAUCCUGGCCGAGUUCUCUGGAUACACAGGCCAACCUCAAGAGACCUUCCCGUUCAACCAGGGCAAGGAAUCCGCAUUUUCAUACUAUCUCACGUCUGACGUAAUCCCUGCGAUCUACUGGCACGGAAUGGUGAAGGGCCACUGGACCGGACCGGGAUCGUACCGGAAAUUUACCAACCCUCUGUCGUCAAACUGAGGACCUACUGUUUCCUAUGAUGUGCAUAAUUCAUUUUCAUUGUUCAGUGUCAUUGUAAUUUUGGUUUAUAUGCGGGUAUCUGCUUGAUGGGGCCACUUGCGCCAAUCUGAUGGGGACCGGUAAUAGAAAGUUUCUUGUGGA